Molecule: messenger RNA, 3486 nt
Organism: Melospiza melodia melodia
Lineage: Eukaryota; Metazoa; Chordata; Aves; Passeriformes; Passerellidae
Gene: SHC1
Product: SHC adaptor protein 1
Exons: 12
Coding region: 952-2775 (607 amino acids)
Biological process (GO): epidermal growth factor receptor signaling pathway; intracellular signal transduction; insulin receptor signaling pathway
Cellular component (GO): plasma membrane
Molecular function (GO): receptor tyrosine kinase binding
Source: RefSeq, a predicted model, not a curated record
AGCCCCUCCGUCUCCGCUCCCGGCAGGAGCAGCCGGCAUGCGGGAAGCAGCAGCGAUUCGCUGCGGCCUCUCCCACGGGCUCCCCGCCGCGGCUGGGGCUUUGUGCUGAGCCCUGCCUUACCUGUGUCCUGCUCCCGGCCGUCCUCUGUUCUCCCAGCAGCCCUCCAGGCAAGAUCUGUGCUGUCAAAGGACUGCACGUCCCCCGUAUUGCAGGAAGCUGCGAGCGCCGCUGUCAUCUCAGCAUCGCCGCUGCUCCCCCCGGCAGAGCCCGGCAAGCCAACAGCAGCUGCUCGCCGCCGGCACGUGGGUUGGGUGGCGCUGGCUGCCACACAAGGACCUCGUUCCCUCCUGGACAGUGCUCGGAGCAGGGCUGGGAUGGGCUUGGAUGCUCUCUGUGUCUGCCUCAUCUCCGGGCUUUAAAUAUUCAUGCUUUUGAUUUCCUCUUAGCGGGCAGCGGCGCAGGGGCUGGAGCGAGCUGUGGGGAGGAGGAGGAGGGUGGCCGUGCCGAGCCCAGCAGCAGGGCAGAGGGAGCUGGAGCUGGAUGAAGACAAUGGGUUUUGUUGCUUGAGGACCUCCAGGCUGAGCCCAGAGCGUUCUGAGCUCCCCUCCCUGUGCCAGCAGCUCCGCGGCCCCGUUUCCUCCCGGCUGUGGCGCGUUGCUCUCAGUCUGAACGGAUCUGCACAUCCUUCUGCUGCUGAUCACGACUGAUCAGCUGUGCCAGGCAGCCCCUGGACCUGCUGCCCGGCGUGCCAGGCCCAGCUCUCCCUGCCAGCCAUGUGGGGCUGGCGUGGAUCUGGCACAGAGUUCAGCCAAGGCUUCUGCUUGGGGGCAGCUUCCCGGCGGCUGCAGGCUCUUGGACUCUCUGUGGGGCCCCUGUGAGGCCCAGCUGGCUGCAUCCACCCUACUGCCACAGGGACAGGGCGCCUGUGGCCCUUCUCACCUGCCUCCAGCAUGGAUCUCCUGCAAAAGAGCAAAUACAGCCACCUGAGGAACGAGUCUGUCUCCUCUCCGGAGGAGGCCGUGCCAGGCCUGCUGCCCUCCCCAGUGGAGUCCCUUGCAAGCAUGCAGUCUCUGCCUGAUUCCCUGUCCUCCUCCCUCAGCCACGCUGCACCUCUCGUGGAGCUCUCACCUGACUUGGAGGAGAGCCCUACCACCCUCUGCUCCUUCUUCCCCAAAAUGGCCAACCUGAAGCUCUCCAAUCCCGCCAACUUGCUCAGCUUGCGGGGCUCUGCAGCCAGCAGCAGCCCAGGGGAGCCUGGUGCCCCUGGGAUGGCAGCACUAGUGCCAGGGGGUGGUGCCAGCUCCGGCUCAGGGAGACCUGUCACUGUCUGUUCCCAGGAUAUGAACAAGCUGAGCUGUGGGAAGAAGACGCGGGUGGAAGGCGGCCAGCUGGGGGGUGAUGAGUGGACCCGCCACGGCAGCUUUGUCAACAAACCCACCCGCGGCUGGCUGCACCCAGAUGACAAAGUCAUGGGCUCUGGGGUCUCCUACCAUGUCCGGUACAUGGGCUGUGUGGAAGUGCUCCAGUCCAUGAGGGCUCUGGAUUUCAACACCAGGACACAGGUGACCAGGGAGGCCAUUGGGCUGGUAUGUGAGGCUGUGCCUGGUGCCAAGGGAGCCGUGAGGAGGAGGAAGCCCUGCAGCCGCUCCCUGAACUCCAUCCUGGGCAAGAGCAACCUGAAGUUUGCAGGCAUGCCCAUCACCCUGACCAUCUCCACCAGCAGCCUCAACCUCAUGGCCUCAGACUGCAAGCAGAUCAUCGCCAACCACCACAUGCAGUCGAUUUCCUUCGCAUCAGGGGGAGACCCGGACACAGCUGAAUACGUUGCCUACGUUGCCAAAGACCCCGUCAAUCAGAGAGCCUGCCAUAUCCUGGAGUGUCCUGAGGGCUUGGCCCAGGAUGUGAUCAGCACCAUCGGGCAGGCCUUCGAGCUGCGCUUCAAGCAGUACCUGAAGAACCCUCCAAAGCUGGUGACCCCCCAUGACAGGAUGGCAGGGUUUGAUGGCUCUGCCUGGGAUGAAGAAGAGGAGGAACCAGCCCCAGAUCACCAGUACUACAACGACUUCCCUGGCAAGGAGCCUCCCAUUGGGGGGGUCGUGGACAUGCGGCUGCAGGAUGGGGCAGCUCAGACCCCAAAUCACUUGGGUGCCACACUGCCUGUUGGCCAAUCCGGUGGGGAGUUUGACCCCCAGAAGCAGCACACUCCUGCCCAAGCAGGGAGAGAGAAGUACCCAGCUCCAGCAGGCACAGCUGGGCGCCCAGACCUCUUUGAUGACCCGUCCUACGUCAACGUGCAGAACAUAGACAAGACAAGACAAGCUCCAGCUGCCAGCACCCCUGCCACAGCCAACGGCAGCACUCAGAGGGACCUCUUUGACAUGAAGCCCUUUGAAGAUGCCCUGCGUGUGCCCCCCUCUGUGCCUGUGGGGCUGCCCCCUGCCCAGGUUGUGGCCUCCAUGGAGGAGCAGCUGAGGAGGGAGCCCUGGUACCACGGCAAAAUGAGCCGCAAGGAGGCCGAGAAGCUGCUCAAGGUCAACGGGGACUUCCUGGUGAGGGAGAGCACCACCACCCCGGGCCAGUAUGUGCUGACUGGCCUGCAGGGUGGGCAGCCCAAGCAUCUGCUGCUCGUGGAUCCCGAGGGAGUGGUGAGGACAAAAGAUCAUCGCUUUGAGAGCGUCAGCCACCUCAUCAGCUACCACAUGGACAAUCACCUGCCCAUCAUCUCAGCCGGCAGUGAGAUGUGCCUGCAGCAGCCCGUGGAGAGGAGGCUGUGAGCGCCCAGGGCACCCCAACGCGCAGCCUGCGCCCUGUUCCGUGCCCCAGGGAGCCCUCAGACUCCCCAGGUGCUCCACCGGGACUGAGCAUGGACUUGCCUGAGGACAGGGCCUCUCUCCUUUCACCACGUGGAGCUGGUGGCCAUGGGGGGCUCAGGCUGUGAGUGCCUGCAGGGUAGGGAAUUGUUCCAGCCUUUGCAGAGCAGCUCAGCUCCUACCAAAACCCAGCCCGUUCUUGUGCUCACCAGCACGAGCUCAGGACUGGCAGGGCUGAGCCCCCCUGAGCCAGAGGCAGCCUGUCCUUAUCUCUGGCCCCUGGGCCAAGGAGGGGGCCCGUGGGGGGCUCUGCUCCCCCAAGCACGAGGCCCUCGACUGUACCGGAUCACUUUACGUGUUAACUCUGUGCCUUGACCCCGCAGGUCCCACACUCUUAUGCAAGGGCAGGGGCUGGUUACAGAGCCUCCCCCGUGCUCCCAGCACCCUGUACCCCCUCCGUGACAUGCUUGUGCUCCAGGACACGUUGCCACCAUGUCCCCUUCCCUCCCUGCCCGUGCCGGCUGGGCAAGGGCAGCUCCGGGCAGCCCCGGGGGGUUGGCGGGAGGACCCCCCUGCAUGCACAGUGUAACUCCCCCAAGCCAAAGCGCAGCCUCGCAGCCCCUGCCCCGCUAUACCAAAGGAACUGGCGGUUGUAUUAAAGUUGGUAUUUCUCUA